GUCAUAUCGUCGCUUCUUUCCUCUCUACGUUAUAGUGCAGCUGAAAAUGAGUCAUCUCAAAGGAACGACUUAGCUUCCGAGCCAUGUAGAAAUAUAUCCGAAACAUGUUCCGCCUGUCUGUAUGACGACAUCGAAUACAGAGUGACUGGCACAGUUGGAGGCUGUACAGUUACAGUCCGGCUUCUACUGUCUCUGUCCAUGGGCUGGACUCCAUGCGUCGGUGACGCUGCUGUGCUGCGGCCGUGUUUCUUCUGACAGACUGUGUCCAUCCGCACCGAUGCGCUUCAGGGGUUUUUUGUACGUUCUGUGGUUCGCGUACUGCGCGCCUCGGUUUAGUCACCAGGAGCCGUGGCAUCAGUCCGAUCAGCAGCCCGAGACUCCUGACUGGAGGAUGACGCUAAAGACUAUAAGGAAUGGAGUGCAUAAGAUUGAUAUGUACCUGAACGCUGCCCUCGACCUGCUGGGAGGAGCCGACGGCCUUUGUCACUAUGAGUGCAGAGAUGGAUCAAAGCCAGUUCCACGCUAUGGCUACAGACCUUCCCCACCAAAUGGAUGCGGAUCACCAGUGUUUGGAGUUCAUUUUGAUAUUGGAAUUCCCUCCAUGACAAAGUGCUGCAAUCAGCAUGACCGCUGCUAUGACUCCUGUGGUAUCAUGAAAAAUGACUGUGAUGAGGAGUUUCAGAACUGUCUUUCGAAAAUCUGCAGGGAUGUACAGAAAACGCUGGGUAUAUCAGAGACUGUGCAAGCUUGUGAAACAACAGUGGGGCUCUUAUUUGAUGCCGUCAUACAUUUAGGAUGUAAACCUUACCUGGAGAGUCAACGAGCUGCCUGUAUCUGCCAGUAUGAGGAAAAGAUUGACCUAUAGCCAGAACCAGUAGGGAAUUUGUUGCUGUAAUUAUUCUGAUGUAAACUUUCAAUGGCAAAUAGAACGAAUGUGUAUUUAAACAUAUUUUUGUUUAUUUAUAAACAGAAUGAAGACAAUUGUAGCUGUUUUCUUAAAUUCUGCCUUGAGAAAUAUGUUUUUCUUGCUAAUCAGUCAUGCAAGAUGUAAAAACUCCAGACAGACCAAUAUACCUAAUAUUUGAAGCUUUUUUAGUACACUUUUAAUAGUUUUCUACAUUUGAUGUAUGCAACAUGUUGCCAUGUAAACAGACAUGCAGCAUAUAUUUUAGGGCCAGCCAUACCAAGCUGAAAUAUUUAAUAUCUGCUGUUAGCAAUGCAUUUAUUGUAGAUUGCAUCAGUGUUCCCAAACCUUACAUAAUAAACAGUUGUACAGAAACAUA
This is a messenger RNA of Xenopus laevis (African clawed frog), 1283 nucleotides long. RefSeq names its product phospholipase A2 group XIIA S homeolog (gene pla2g12a.S). NCBI's taxonomy places the organism in Eukaryota, Metazoa, Chordata, Amphibia, Anura, Pipidae. Gene Ontology annotation, cellular component: extracellular region; cytoplasm. Gene Ontology annotation, biological process: lipid catabolic process; arachidonate secretion; phospholipid metabolic process. The record is from RefSeq and is marked provisional. Gene Ontology annotation, molecular function: A2-type glycerophospholipase activity; calcium ion binding.